AUGAAAUAUAACUUAAAUUUUGGUUCAAUUACAAAUUUUGUCCAAGGAAAGUUGUGGAAAGAGAAAGUAACCCAGUAUGAAGGAAAAAUAGUAUUUCCCUACUUUUUAUACAUUGAUGACUUUGAAAUUAACAAUCCAUUGGGAUCCCAUGCAAGUUUUCAGUCAAUAGCAGCUAUUUAUUAUAAUUUUCCUCUUAUGAAGAACAAUGCCAAACUUUCUAAUAUUUUUUUAGCAGCUUUAAUAAAAUCAGUUGACCUUAAAGAAUUUGGAAACUAUUCUAGUUUAAACAUAUUAAUAAAUGAAUUAAAUACACUUGAAAGAGAAGGAUUAAGUAUUUCAACAGAUCAAGGAAAUGUUCAUGUCCAUUUUUUACUUGGUUUAGUUUUGGGUGAUAAUUUGGGUCUGAAUAGUAUAUUAGAAUUCAGUAAGUCUUUUUCAGCAAAUUAUUUUUGUCGAUUUUGCAAAUCUCAUAAAACUGAUACACAUAGCCUUUACGAAGAAGAUACUUCUUGUUUACGUACGAUUGACAAUUAUUUGGAAGAUGUAGAAAAAAUGAAUUUUAGUGAAACAGGAAUAUAUAAAGAAUCAGUUAUGAACUCUAUAUAUAGUUUUCAUGUGACUAAAAACUUUUGUGUAGAUGUCAUGCACGAUAUUUUUGAAGGUGUAUGUCAUUAUGACAUGUGCCACAUUAUAAAAUAUUAUGUCAACACUAUUAAAAUAUUUUCCUUGACAACUUUAAAUAAUCGUAAAAAAAAUUUCAACUAUGGUCCAAUUGAAGUUGGUAACAUUUCACCUGAAAUAACAGAUUUGAAUUUAAGUAAAUUACAUUUAAAAAUGUCUGCAAGAGAAAUGAUGACAUUCAUUCAUUUUUUUUCUCUUAUGAUAGGAGACUUGGUUCCUGAAGGUGAUGAACCCAAGCAUCAUAAUUUGAUUCAUUAUCCUACUGUAAUUGAACAUUCUGGUCCUCCUAGGCAUUACUGGUGCUUUAGAUUUGAAGGCAAACACAAGGAACUAAAAAUGUAUGCUCGAUCAACAUCUUCAAGGAAGAAUAUAACAUUAACACUGCCUAUUUGGGACAUGCUUUCUCUUUCAAUAACAGAUUUCAAGUGUUAUAGUCAAAUAGAAUAUAUGGGCACAAUAUAUAAAAGAGGUUACUAUUUAACCAAGUACAUUGAAGAUUUAUGCUUAUAUGAAAUUUUAGAAAUAUUAAUAUUUAAUUGUUCAAGUGAUAAAGUGUACAUAAUAGCUAAACAAAUUAAAAUAGUUAGUCACCAUUCUCAUCUUGAGGCCUUUGAAGUUGAUGGAAAUAAAUACAUUUUUAAUGAGUGUUUAAUAUUUCAUAUUAAUGAAUUUAGUGGACCACCCAUUAAUGUCACUAAAAUAGCUUCUGGAAAAUUAAUGAUACGCCCAAAAGAAUAUUGUUUUUAA
Messenger RNA from Myzus persicae (green peach aphid), 1428 nucleotides. RefSeq lists its product as uncharacterized. Lineage: Eukaryota; Metazoa; Arthropoda; Insecta; Hemiptera; Aphididae. The transcript is spliced from 3 exons. The coding region runs from base 1 to 1428 and encodes 475 amino acids. The record is from RefSeq and is a predicted model, not a curated record.